AUGACUUUUACAAAGGAUGUUCGAAUUAUUCCAAUUUGCCAAAACAAAUGGCCACCAGAGGGUGUGGUCAUGUUUCCAUAUAACCCAGUAAUCACAAUUUCAGGACAGAGAAAUGGAGUUGUCUAUCUUGGUGAUGACGUAUUGCUUACCUGUAAAGUAGACAGCACUUCUCCUUCAACCCUGGCGUGGCACAACCAAACUGAUCUAAUCAAAGAAACACACGGAACAAACAGUUUGGACCUUCAUAUAGCCAAUAUAUCGCUUAACCAUUCUCGGAUUUACACCUGCACGGCACAUAAUAACAUCGGUGGAACCAAGACAAGAAGUGUAUCCCUGACAGUGAAAGAGAAAACAUUUUCUAAGGCAGUGACAGGGUCUAGUAGUAUAUCCACAGUAGUACCAGUUGUUGUUUGCUGUACAGUUGUAGUGGUUGCAGCAGUCAUAGUCAUUGUAGUGUUUGUCACUUAUCUCAAGAGGCGACAGAAUGCACAAGUGGAAAUCAAAGAAACAAAACAAAGGAGUUCAGAUCCUGGAAGAAAUGGAAAUGGUAUGUUUCAACAAUCUGAACCAACAGAUACUAACGAUGAUAACAAGGCAUCAGCGAAACAUGAAGAUGGAGCCAGUGGUCAACGAGAGUAUGAAAGUAUAGAUCCGGUUGAAAGAGAAGAAACAAAUGAAAGAGAAGAAACAAAUGAAAGAGAAGAAACAAAGGUCUAUUCAGAACUGGAUUAUGAUGAUGUCAAUGUAAAUCUAAAUACCGGAGCGGGAACCAAGUUUGUACGUGCAAAACUAGAUGUUAAGCAAGCCUCAGACAAUAAUGACAAAAGCCGUUCGAAAGUACCCCUGCAACCAAGCAACGUGACUGUCUAUGUAAAUACGGAUCAACAACAGUACGAGAGUGUAGUACCAACAACAGAUAGGGAGGAGACGCAUACCUAUUCAAAAUUAGGCGGUGAUGACGGGAAAACAAACUUGCAGUCCCAAGGAGAUGUCAGCCUUGUGCUUGCCGAACUUGAUCUUAAGCGAAAUUCAGACAAUGCUGUCAGGAAACCUUUACUGGUACGGGAUGAGCCAAAUAAUGGGACUCACUACGUUAAUGCAAAACAACCAGUUUAUGAAGGGCUGGAACAAAAAGUGGACAUGGAAGAAACCCAUUAUUCAAAACUAGAUUGAGAUGAUAGUUGUUCUUGUGCAUGCUGGAUAACUGGUAAUUGACGAGAAGUGAACAAGUUGUAUGGAACAGUUGAAUAAGUACAGAUGUGAAUACACAGAAGGCACUUUUUAUAAAAUAUCAUGGCUGGCCGUUGACAAACAGACAAAGUGGUACCAGAAAGAACAUGUCUUGUUGUUGUUAUUGUAGAUAUUCUUUGUUAAUCAAUUAAUAUCAUUCAUAUAUAUUUCUUAUUAUUGCUCUUGUCUAGUGUUCAGAUUUGUUUUAUUUCUUUGUAUAUAUUACCCUUAAUAAAAAAAUUAUUCAGUUUCAGUUUAUAUAUUAAUGUAUUGUUUUGUUUAUGUUUAGCGAGAGAAGGACAUUCUCUAACUUUGUCAAAAUUUGUUGUUUGAACCUUUUGUUAUUGUUUGUAGAUGUAUAUAAUUCCAUUGAGCAAAUUGAGCAUAUUUUAACAUAUAAUAUUAUAUAGGCCAACUAAAUAUAACCAUGUGACUGGUCAUCAUUUUCUUUGCAGCUCUUAAUCACAAUGCGAACAAUUUGAACCAGAAUGAUAUUAGAACGCCUUUUCAUCGUGUUCUCUCAUUGUGUGUUCUCAUAUCAUCGCCUCGUAUUCUCGUGUCAUUGCCUCGUCUCCUUAUGGCAUCGCAAUAUAUGCUCAUCCAUCGCAUUGUGUCCGCGUUUCAUGGCUUCGUAAUCCCGUGUCAUCACCUCUUGUUCUCAUGUCAUCGCUUCAUGUGCCAUUAUAUCGUGUUCUCGUGUCAUUAUUUAGUGUUUUUUGCCAUUGCAUCGCGUUGUCGGAUCUUGUUCUUGUGUCAUCGCAUUAUAUUCUCGUAUCAUCUCAUCGUGCUGUCGUGUGAUUGUGAUAUGUUUGUAUGCCUUCUCUUUGUGUUCUCAUGUCAUCGGAUCGUAUUCUUACCCCUAUCAAUCGGAAGGCCAAGAAUGCAAGCCAAAAAAGGCACUUACGAAAAACCUUAGUAUUGUAACUGUUACAAUGCGCAUGAGGAGGAUUUACGUAACCACAUCAAAAAGUCAUCAUUGCACAUGACAGUUAUUCCGAAUCUGCAGCAGAUAAUCUAAUGAGCAUUGAUAUAUCCUUUCAUUUUUACGAUUUCUGUACGAAAACAAUAUAUUUCCCAUAACUUUAAUUAAGCUUCAGUGUAAAAACUAUGAAGUAGUAGAGUAAACAUGUUCAGAAUUAUAAUUGUGCAAAAGAAAUGUUGAAAUCUUCAAAGGAUACAAUUCGAUUAUAGGCCGCUUUAUAUGUUUCAACAAAUAUUUUCUGUAUUUUUUUUAUACUCUUAUCUGAACAGUUGGUCAUCGGAUAUUUUUAUUCAAAAUGUAGAAAAUAGUAAUGUAAUUGUGUUAUGAAGUACUUUUAUUGUCUUCAAUAAAUACCAUUUGAAUUGAUUUAUGUUCAUGUAAACUCAUCUCUCAUAUUUCUAUUUAAAACUAUUUUUGAAUAAUUCAUUACAAUGCAUGUUAAUAUACUAAGUAAUAAGCAGUGAGACUUGAAUAUAACUUCGAGCAUAAAAUAACGCCACACCUCGUUUUGAAACAAAACUUUUUUAAAAGACUGUAGCUAUAUGUAGAAUUUAAUCAUUUUAAACAAGUGUUUACAAACAUUACGCUUAUAUCUAAUUUACUUGGGAAUUUUGGAUGCAGUUUUAGAGUAUUGUUAAGAUUAAGCACCUCUCUUUUAUUUCUGCAUUGCUGUAGAAUGAUUCACUGGACUAUAUGUUUUUUUUUUCAGUUUUAAUGCGUUUGCAGUUUUAAGUAUUUCUGUGAAAGGCAGUGAAUAUAGAACUUAUUUUGUUUCUGUUGGGUUUAACGUCACGCCGACACAAUUAUAGGUCAUAUGGCGAAUUUCAGAUUCCGAUGGUGGAGGAAGACCUCGGAUGUCUCUGUGUAUGUGUCAGCACUUGAGGGCACCUGGGUAAAACCACCGACCAUUCGUAUGCCAGCUGGAUUGCUUUCUCACUUGAGAAAUUCAAUGCCCUGAGCAAGGACUGAAGAAAAGAACACUCAUUGACAUACAGUGCUUGUAUUAUUGACAAACCAGGAAUCUAGGUAUCAGCAAUAUCAGGAUCAUUUAACCUUUUUAGACAGUCUCACGCGUAAAAAUACGUAUUCUUUAUCAUAUAAUUCUUUGUUUCAGUAAAGUGGCUGCCUGUGAAAUAAAAAUAAAAAAUAAAUUCGUGAAAAUUUAUGAUAAAAUGAACAAGAAUGUGUAAUCUUGGAUUCAGAGCUCGUAGACUUUACCUGGUCGUUUGCACGCCUUGUGUGAUCUUAGCCUGGCAAAAUCUCCUUGUCUACAAAAGAACAUCACAGAUCAAAUUACUGUUGUAAAGUAGAUAGUCCUGUUGUUUCAAAUGUGAUACGUUUGGUAACAAAGUCAAAUGUUUAAAAACAAAAUACUGAAUUAAUUAUAAUGAAAUGUUGAUCAAUUCAAUUGCUUGUGAACUUAAGGAUGUGCUUACCCAUUAUUCAGUUAAUGCUUGUAAAAACAUAACGAAAUGUUGAUUUUUACUGCAUUCGUGUUUAAAAAUUAGUUUUCAUAUCCUUCAAAUAUCAGUUCAACCUAUCCGUUUUGCUAAACACGUGUAUACAUUCCCCCAGUAAACGUGCUUCAAGAGACAUCGGAAACGUAUGCAAAUUAUGAAGUGACAUUAUUUUAUGCUUGGAGCCUUCACUUGUACAUAUUGGAUUGUGUUGUAUUGUAGUGUUUUGUAUUACAUAAGAAUUCAUAUGUGA
Molecule: messenger RNA, 3922 nt
Organism: Mercenaria mercenaria
Lineage: Eukaryota; Metazoa; Mollusca; Bivalvia; Venerida; Veneridae
Exons: 12
Coding region: 1-1173 (390 amino acids)
Source: RefSeq, a predicted model, not a curated record